AUGGCACUGGGGGUCCGCUGUGGCUGGGUGACUGGGGAGGGACUGCCUGGGCAGGCUAGAAAGAAGGCACGGAAAGCAUCCCCACUGGCUGUGCUGGAGAAGCAACAUGAGCAGUAUGGCACUGGCCAUGACAUCAGCGGUGCCCUGGAGCCUUCCAAUAUAGACACCAGUAUCCUGGAGGAGUACAUUGGCAAGGAGGACGCCUCUGAUCUCUGCUUCCCUGACAUCUCUGCACCAGCCAGCACAGCCUCCUUCCCCCACGGGCCACCAGCCAUCCCCGGCUCCAGCGGGCUCCACCAUCUGAGCCCCCCUGGGAGUGGACCAUCCCCCGGGCGUCAUGGCCCCCUCCCACCCCCGACCUACGGCACCCCACUCAACUGCAACAACAACAACGGCAUGGGCACUGCCCCCAAGCCCUUCCUGGGGGGCUCUGGGCCUCCCAUCAAGGCAGAGCCCAAGGCUCCCUAUGCCCCAGGCACAUUGCCAGACUCGCCCCCAGACUCAGGCUCUGAGGCCUACUCCCCUCAGCAGGUGAAUGGUGAGUCCAGCGGGCAGUGCCACCCUCCCCCUCUGGGUUUGGGCAAAUGGUUGGUGCAGCCUUAUCAGGGAGAGAGGGAGGAGGGAGGGAGGGGGCCAGCGGCUGCCCAACGGGCCAGAUUAUCGCUGGUCAAAUACUCCUCGGCGCUGCCUAUUGUUCCCCCAUGGGCGGGUGGGGAGCCUGGUCUUGCCUCAGAGCAAGUGUCCCUGCUGGUGAUGCCACCGUCUGGCCCCCUGCGCCAUCAUGGAUGCGCCCUUUGGCGACCCCCAUCUUCUGCGCACUACCCUGUCAUUCAGCGGGACCUCUACAUGAAGGCUGAGCCCCCUGUACCCCCCUAUGCUGCCAUGGGGCCGGGUCUGGUGCCCCCCGAACUCCACCACACCCAGCAGACUCAGGUGCUACACCAGCUGCUGCAGCAGCACGGAGCUGAGCUCCCUCCACACCCCUCCAAGAAAAGGAAGCACUCGGAAUCACCCCCCAACACCCUCAAUGCCCAAAUGCUGAAUGGAAUGAUCAAGCAGGAACCUGGGACUGUGACAGCCCUGCCCCCACACCCUGCCAGAGCUCCAUCCCCACCAUGGCCUCCCCAGGGCCCGCUCUCACCUGGCACCAGUUCCUUACCCCUCAGCAUUGCCCGAGUCCAGACUCCACCUUGGCAUCCACCAGGUGCACCCUCCCCAGGCCUCCUGCAGGACAGUGAUAGCCUCAAUGGCUCCUACCUGGACCCCAACUACCAAUCUAUCAAAUGGCAGCCACAUCAGCAGAACAAGUGGGCCACCCUGUAUGAUGCCAACUACAAAGAACUGCCUAUGCUCACCUAUCGCGUGGACGCUGACAAGGGCUUCAACUUUUCGGUGGGUGACGAUGCUUUUGUGUGCCAGAAGAAGAACCACUUCCAGGUGACCGUGUACAUUGGCAUGCUGGGUGAGCCCAAGUAUGUUAAGACUCCGGAAGGCCUCAAGCCGCUCGACUGCUUCUACCUGAAGCUGCAUGGAGUGAAGCUAGAGGCCCUGAACCAGUCUAUCAACAUUGAACAGUCACAGUCAGACAGAAGCAAGAGGCCCUUCAACCCUGUCACGGUCACUCUUCCCCCUGAGCAGGUCACAAAGGUGACCGUGGGGCGGCUCCAUUUCAGUGAGACCACUGCCAACAACAUGAGAAAGAAGGGCAAGCCCAACCCUGACCAGAGGUAUUUCAUGCUGGUGGUGGCCCUCCAGGCACAUGCACAGAACCAGAACUACACACUGGCAGCCCAGAUCUCAGAGCGCAUCAUUGUGCGGGCCUCUAACCCAGGCCAGUUUGAGAGUGACAGUGACGUCCUGUGGCAACGGGCACAGCUGCCAGACACCGUCUUCCACCAUGGCCGUGUGGGCAUCAACACAGACCGGCCAGAUGAGGCACUGGUUGUGCAUGGCAAUGUCAAGGUCAUGGGAUCUCUCAUGCAUCCUUCAGAUUUGCGGGCCAAGGAGCAUGUGCAGGAGGUGGACACUACUGAGCAAUUGAAAAGGAUCUCUCGCAUGAGGCUAGUGCACUACAGAUACAAGCCCGAGUUCGCUGCCAGUGCAGGCAUUGAGACCACUGCACCAGAGACAGGUGUCAUCGCACAGGAAGUGAAGGAGAUCUUGCCUGAGGCUGUGAAGGACACAGGAGAUGUAGUCUUUGCCAACGGGAAAACCAUAGAGAACUUCCUGGUAGUGAACAAGGAGCGAAUCUUCAUGGAGAAUGUCGGGGCUGUGAAGGAGUUAUGCAAACUGACAGACAACCUGGAGACGCGCAUCGAUGAGCUGGAGCGCUGGAGCCACAAGCUGGCCAAACUGCGGCGCCUUGACAGCCUCAAGUCAACCGGCAGCUCUGGCGCUUUCAGUCAUGCAGGGAGCCAGUUUAGUCGGGCAGGCAGUGUCCCCCACAAGAAGAGGCCCCCUAAGGUGGCCAGUAAGUCAUCACCAGUGGUCCCAGACCAGGCCUGCAUCAGCCAGCGUUUCCUUCAGGGAACUAUCAUCGCUUUGGUGGUGGUCAUGGCCUUCAGCGUGGUGUCCAUGUCCACACUGUAUGUGCUGAGUCUGCGCUCUGAAGAGGAUCUGGAGGAUGCUGAUGGCAGGUCCAGCCAGAGCUUUGGGACCACGCAGCUCCGAGAGUCCUCUAUGACCACCGGAAUGCCAGGCACACAGCCCUCUUUGCUGCUGGUUACCAAUUCAGCCUCAGGUCCAGCUCUCCGUACCUUGGACCUAUGCUCCAGCCAGCCCUGCCCCGUCGUCUGCUGCUCCACGCCCACCUCUAGUGCUGUUACAGAUCCUCACCUUGGCCCCACUGCUAUCCCUGCCCCAAGCCCCAGGCCCAGCCCCAGGCCCAGCCCCGACCACUCAGGUCCCAGCCAGAUGGCCCCACUGCCAGUAACCAACAUCAGAGCCAAAUCCUGGGGCAUUUCAGCUAAUGGCAUCGGCUAUCCCAAGCACUCCAAGAGCCUGGAACCUCUAGCCAGUCCUGUGGUCCCCUUUCCUGGGGGGCAGAGCAAGACCAAGAACAGCCCCAGCCUCAGUCUCCACAGUCGUGCCCGCAGAGGAGCCCCUCAACCCAACCCAAGUCCUGCUCAACUCACUCAGACCCAGGGCCGGCUAGACCCAGUGCCAUCCCUGAGCUCCAUCCAGCUGCUGGAGAAUUCCAUGCCUAUUACUUCCCAGUAUUGUGUGCCAGAGGAUGCCUGCAGGCACGGAAACUUCACCUACCACAUCCCUGUCAGCAGCAGCACCCCACUGCACCUCAGCCUGACCCUACAGAUGAAUUCCUCCACCCCUGUAUCCGUGGUAUUGUGCAGCCUGACGUCAAAGGAGGAGCCCUGUGAAGAGGGGGCCUUUUUGCAGAGCCUUCACCCCCAUCAGGAUACUCAGGGCACCUCUCAUCGGUGGCCAGUAACCAUCCUGUCCUUCCGUGAAUUCACAUACCACUUCCGGGUGGCAUUGCUGGGUCAGGCCAACUGCAGCUCAGAGGCCGUCAUCCAGCCAGCCUCAGAAUACUACUUCCAUUUCUACCGCCUGUGUGACUGAGCUGCCUCCUGAGGCAGCGCCACAGCCGGGAUUAGGUCCCUGGGUCCUCAACACUGGAUGCAAAUGUGUUACACUGGAGCCUGCUGCAGGCCAGCUCUCUGCUCUUCACUGCCUCCCCUUGACUGGGGAGACUGGAAAUCUUCACACUGGAGCUGCUGGGCAAGCUGGCCACCCUCACACAGCAUAGAGGGAGCUAGAGUGACCAGCAUCCUGAGCCUUUCUUCUGGCCACCUCCUUGGGGCAGCAAAGGACCAAUGCGUGGCUGUCUAGAUAUGGUUGCUGGAGGGCUGGGCGCAAAGGUCCUGUAGGCAAGGGGAAGCUAUGUCCCUGACUUGUCCACUCCCAACUCUCCAUGCCUUCCCUUCUGAGGUGUGGUGGAGAAAAGGCCCAUGGGGGUUGGACCCAGACCUGUAAUACCUAGCUGGACACAUGAGUCCAUGGAGAGCUAGUAACUCUCACCCUUUAUGCUGUUCCCAGGAGGGACAGCUUGGUAGUAGACUUUCUGGGGUUUGACUGUUACACUAGACCUGGAUUUCUAAGCUUUAAUGUGGUUGGUUCAGGG
Cricetulus griseus (Chinese hamster) is the source of this 4141-nucleotide messenger RNA. The record is from RefSeq and is a predicted model, not a curated record. NCBI's taxonomy places the organism in Eukaryota, Metazoa, Chordata, Mammalia, Rodentia, Cricetidae.